AGUCUUUUCAGCCAGGACGGAGAGGGAUAAUAGAAAUGUUGAAGGCGUGUUGUUGUUGUUGUUGUAGUGUAGUGAGCUCGCUUGGCUCUCUGGCAGGAGGACGGUCGCCAUCUCCGGGUAAACACUGUAACCGUAUCACGCAGUUGAUAUUGUAGUGUGUGGAGUGGAGCCGGAGCGUACAGUAGCAGCAGCAGCAGCAGCAGCAGCGGCGGCGGCGGCAGCAGCAGCAGCAGCAGAAGGCGGGGGCUAUGCUGCCUGCAACAGCUACAGCGGACACACACGGCUUCAAAGCAGGACUGACGCUUUGUUUGUCUCCUGCACAUCGGACUGUCACCUCAGAUGUUGGACGCACUGUGGCCGCUUUUCCUCACUGACAUUUCGUCUCGUCUAUAAGCUCCGGGGAAUGGGACUGAACGCUUCGAAUAAAAUGGGAUUUUAAUGCUGCAAACAGCGGACGCUCUAGCCUGUGCACAGCCAGGGGACUGUAGUACACUUGGUAAUGUUUACCAAGGAAUAAAACGGUGUAGCCGAAGGUGCAUAACAUCUCGUUUCCAUGGACAACACGUCCAUAAUAACACAGGUUGCAAAUCCGAAAGAGGAGGAGAGCAUUUCUUCAAGUCAAGAUAAAGUCUCCCAGUCCAACAGCAGCCUAAAGAAGCACCGGAGCCGGAGCAUUUUCAGCCCUUUCUUCUGCUGCUUCCGCAACUACAAUGACUACCACGUGGAGCCACCGCCUGCCAACAACAAGACACUUUCUCUGCCCCCACCACCAGAGGAGAAUGGCAGUCCUCCCAAGUGUGACCAGGUCCAGGUCAUCCCCAUCCCCAGUCCUCCAGCCAAGUUCCUCCUGCCGGAGGUCAGUAUAGCAGACUACGGCAAGAACUGUGUGGUGAUCGACCUGGACGAAACCCUCGUACACAGCUCCUUCAAGCCCAUCAGCAAUGCAGACUUCAUCGUUCCAGUGGAGAUUGAUGGGACUGUUCAUCAGGUGUACGUGCUGAAGAGGCCCCACGUGGACGAGUUCCUCCAGAAGAUGGGGGAGCUCUUCGAAUGUGUCCUCUUCACGGCGAGCUUAGCCAAGUACGCUGACCCUGUGGCAGAUCUGCUGGACCAGUGGGGGGUGUUUCGCGCCCGGCUCUUCAGGGAAUCAUGUGUUUUCCACAGAGGAAACUACGUCAAAGACCUCAGCCGGCUGGGCCGAGAGCUUAGUAAGGUCAUCAUCAUAGACAACUCACCUGCCUCCUACAUCUUCCACCCUGAGAAUGCAGUCCCGGUGCAGUCCUGGUUUGACGACAUGACGGACACAGAGCUGCUGGACCUGAUUCCUCUGUUCGAGGGCCUCAGUAAGGAGGAGGACAUUUACAGUCUGUUACAGAGCCUGAGGAACAGGUAGCAGACGACAGCUCCAGCUGGUCCCUUCCUGCCUCGGCCCCCCGCUGCACGGAGGCCUCACCUCGCUGCCACGGCCCCGCAGCCCCGGCUCCCACCGUCCGACCGGCCAUGGAAGUCCCAGCGUGGCUCCCGAUCCGAGGACUUCAGGCAAAUUAUCUGGUUAUAAUCAAAUCUAGAGAGAACCUCUGUACGGAUUCUCACCAUCUCUGGAUUUUUGAACUCUUUGUACAGGACUCAUACUGGCAAAAGAUUAUAUUACUGUAUGUACAUACUAUAUGUUUCUAAGAGCAAGACAUACAUAAAGUAAUUUUUCUAUCAGAGAGAUGAGGUUUUACUAUUCUAUCUAGUAAUAUUUUAGUUACCAAAAAUAAUCAAAUACACAGAAUGAAGAGUUUUUUUGUUGUUUUUUUUUCUGAGAAUGGGUGACCUUUUGGUUUUUUUUUGUUUUGAGCUAUGCUAUGCAGGCUGUUUUUUCUUGUCUGACCUUUUGUUCAAACAACUGUGAUUUAUCUUCUCUUACAGAAUGAAGUGCCUUCAUUACUGUGCUGAUUUUGUCGUCGGGUUAUGGGGUGCACAUUUUUAUGCUGCAUAUUUACUCAAAUCUCCAAAAAAGCGUAUAAAGUAAAUCUUUAAAUGGAAGUUGAAAAAGAGUCUUUGGUAAGUGUCAUUUAAUCUGAUGAAAAUGAAAAGACUGAUUCCGAAAAAUUUAUAAAAACUAGCCUGUUAGACUUGGAUGAUUUUGUUGCUUUAGAGUUCAGUGACAUUGAAUUGUUAAAUUUACCAAAGAUUUUUACAAUUCAAUGUGAUUUGUUGCUGAUUGACAUCAUUUGAUCCUUGACAGUGACUGUAAAUUGAUGAUCCUUCAAGACAUUGAAACCCCACUUUAUAAUGAAAAAAAAAAAAAUGAAACCUUUGUAAUAACAUCACCGUCCACCGAUAAAUGUUAAACUUUUGAGGAAAAUAUAAUGAUUAGCUUAGAUGAUAUGAAAAUUCUAUUUAUUGGGGAAAAGAGGGUUGGGUGCAUUGUAAAGAAUGCUGUUGAAAUCGUACUGUACAACAUUAUUAAAGUUGCAAGUUUGCACACUGUCA
Molecule: messenger RNA, 2481 nt
Organism: Seriola aureovittata
Lineage: Eukaryota; Metazoa; Chordata; Actinopteri; Carangiformes; Carangidae
Gene: ctdspla
Product: CTD (carboxy-terminal domain, RNA polymerase II, polypeptide A) small phosphatase-like a
Exons: 8
Coding region: 554-1393 (279 amino acids)
Molecular function (GO): RNA polymerase II CTD heptapeptide repeat phosphatase activity
Source: RefSeq, a predicted model, not a curated record